Amoebophrya sp. A25 is the source of this 1963-nucleotide messenger RNA. The record is from the annotation of a GenBank genome assembly. NCBI's taxonomy places the organism in Eukaryota, Dinophyceae, Syndiniales, Amoebophryaceae.
GAGUCACAGUCUCCCUUUGCUUGCUAGUGCAUCUCCCAGGAGUUCAGAAGCAAAUCUAGUCGAUCAAGUAGUAGCUAUGACGCGAGGCGAUUCGAAGCCAGUUGAAAAGGAGGACGAAAGCAAAGGCACACAAGAAGAUGCCCAAGAAAUAGUUGACCUCAGCCAAGUUGUGUUGGACGCUAACUCCGCUUUUGGUCUCCACCUCAUCGCUGUUUCCUCCAAAAACGGAACACCAAGGGUCGUGAACGUCAAAUUUCAACCGAACAAGAUCAGAGCGUUGACUCUUUUACCAGAACCUGGAGAAGUUCUAGAGAUUGGGAAAGAUGACGUUACUUUCUGGGUAGGACCACCAGGUGACCUUGCGCCGUUAUCGAGUCAAUACCAGGACAACAUGUUUAACCAUUACCGUCCACACAUCAAACACGUUGUCGAGAAGCUGACUCAGAAACGCAAUGAAUGCGAAGAUUGAUUAAGAUUUUUUUAAUGAAAAAGUAACAAACUAGCCGAGUCGAAUGAAGAUGUUUUUUAUCGAUUUCGAGAUCAUGCUGCUCCUAAUUUAUAAUAGUAAGAGCUAUUUUUAGAGCAAGUGCAAAUGCUGGAAGAUGUUGGAUAAGUAUAAUGUUUCACUCCGUACUUUUUGGAUGGAACAAUAAACAUAAAGAUGAUCUUCAUAGUUAAUAUUUGAUUUUCUUCUUCUAGUUUACUUCGUCCUUGUACUUUCUUUCUACGAAGGAAGUAGAGCUAUGCUGAAUUCGCUGGUUGAAACCGUCCCAUGUUAAAAGAAUUUGUUAUGACUGAUUUCUAGUUGGUACUACGAUUACAGUGUUCAUCAUAGGUAAGCGCUAUAAGUAGCUGCAGGCUCACUGCUCCUCAGUGGAGUAGCUUGGCCGCAGUUAUUCAGAUCGUUCAUUUUCCUCAGGGUUGAUUGCUUCGCAUUACGUCGCUUGAUGGAUUUCUGUAUAUUUGCAAGUAGAUCUUCAUCCUCCAUUUCAUCGUUCAAGUACAGGAUAUAUAGAACGGAGGUAGGAUAGUGAAGUGAAGAUAAAUAAUGAUUGGUAGCGUAGUCUCUCUGCGGCUGCACAUAUUCGCCCGAGGAUACAGGUCAAACUGUGGACGGCGAGUCACCUCCUAUCCUAUCCUCGGGUGGACUUGGAUGGAUCGGAUGAACCCCCCUAAAUCUUCGGGUCCUCCUUAAAGUGACUAGCGGACCUCGGAAGUCCAUCCGAUCCAUUCCGUCCUGAAUCCGACAACCCUAGAAACUGUCCGAGGAUAAUAAUGGAAAUGGUAGCACUUCAUCUCUCUUACGCCGAUGGAACGCUCAACGAAGCUUAUCUAGACCGACCUCAACCAAGGGCUUCAGCAAGAAACGCAGUUACUGGGCAUAUUGGUGAACGAGAAUCAUUAUACUAGUAUACCAUUUACCUAACCUUACUUUUUUUCCUAGUUAGCUUCCUUGGCUCCACCCGUAUUAUACUAGUACUUUCUAUGGUUCCGUUUCAUCAAUCUGAUCCUGAACCGCAACAAGGAGUUUUUGGCUCAGGUUCUAAGAAUUGUGAUUUUACAUCUUCGUCUAGAUUUUUUUAUCAAAACCAAGUGACUGCUAGAAGUAGUGAUCGAACUACGUCGAUCCGUCGUAUCUUUCGCAGCUUAGUAGUUGCUAUUUGAUGUCACAACUGAAGACUCAGGUUUAGAUCUUCUGGAAGCUAGAUGUGCAUGCGUCAAUCUCGAUGAGUUGACUACUUUGAUGAUGCACUUCUGCGUCGUUGCAUUUGCAUUUCAUGAGAUGGAUAGUGUUUGGCUGUGCUACUUUUUGCAACAGCACCGACGCAAAACCUUUCUGCUUGUAUGUUAGCGAUGUCCACCGACUGAGAUACCGACCAAGUGACUACGCCACUAGCUACUUAGAAUGAACACACUGAAACCACCACGCCACCGCGCGCAUGCAAGUCAGGGAAAUUACUCG